This is a messenger RNA of Lates calcarifer (barramundi perch), 2242 nucleotides long. RefSeq lists its product as uncharacterized. The record is from RefSeq and is a predicted model, not a curated record. Bases 420 to 680 code for a protein of 86 amino acids. Lineage: Eukaryota; Metazoa; Chordata; Actinopteri; Centropomidae. Gene Ontology annotation, biological process: negative regulation of protein kinase activity. Gene Ontology annotation, molecular function: protein kinase binding; calcium-dependent protein kinase inhibitor activity. The transcript has 3 exons.
ACUGAAUAACCCGAAGUGUCAGCACUGUCGCUUAUAUCAACCUCGCGGUGACGUGCACAUGCCGCUAUGAGUCAAGACACAAUGCGAGGAAAUCCCCAAGGCCGAGCGAACGACGAGAGGCCCCUUUAAAUCGACGCUUCCUCGGUGUUGUGCCAGGAGAGAGAGAGAGAGAGCUCUGAUAAACAACAACACAGUUCUCAGAAGCCGCUUUUACCGGAUUCAGCUCAUUACUGCGGCCUCGGUGAAGAAGAGGUGAGGCUACGAGGACUUUCUAUCUGUUAUUUCCAACAUUUUGUCGUCCGUUGUUCAUACAUUCAUUGUUGAAUGCCAUUGCGGAAGUGAGAAGCUUUCCGACACGACACAAGGCUUGGACUGUGCGGACACCUAGCGGUCAGUUAGGAGAAGGCGCUUUCGUAGAGAUGUACGGAGCUUCAGGUAUCCCCGAGCUCAUUCCGCCCAGCGGGCCGCCCCGGCAGCCCGGCCCGGCGGGGCAGUACAACCCGGGACACCCCCAGGUCAACGGCCACGGCAGCGGGCCCAACCCUCAGAGGCUCGGACAGAGGGCACCCAAACUGGGCCAGAUUGGUCGGUCCAAGAAAGUUGACUUGGACGAUGAAGACCUGGAUGACAUCAUGAACAACAACGGGCAGUGUCCUGUUUCCCUGUCGCCCAUCUCCUAAACUUCACCAUUAAGUGCCAAAAAAAAGAAAAGAAUGAAAUUUAAAAAUCCCCCGGGACGCCAAACCUCCACGUCAGUGAUCUUGGCCUUGAUCCUGUCAAGUGUCCUACUGAAGCGUCUGAUGGCUCAACAAGGCACAAAAACGGCUCUUUUAGCGCCAGCUGAAGCCUAGGCCCUGAUUGUAUAUAGUGUUUAUUUAACUUAACUUUGAUCAGACUGUGAAUGAAUUGUAUUGCAUUGCCCUCUACUCUAUACCUCGGUAGGUGGUAGAAUAUCAGGACUUGAGAGAGAUUCGGAGAGAGUGUCUAUAUUUUUCAAAGCUUCUUAAACAAGGGCUACAUUUCUAAAGUUGCACUGAGCAAAUGGUUAGAUGAAAAGCAGCCUCUCACCUGCCUGUUUACUGGUGAGGCUUACUGAUUGUCUAUGGGGGGGGGGGGGUUAUGGGAGAGAACACAAGCCUGUUAAUGUGUAUAACACAGGUCAAAUAUUAAGCUUUGGUUGUGCAAUGACUAUCAUUCUCUAAUCUCACACUGAUGCAAGUGGUGUACUAUUAUUAUCCAGUGGAUGAAAGCUCGCUAUUUAAAGAAAACAACACCUACUGCUAAUUAUUUAUUGUUUAAAAAAUGAGACACUUUGUUGUGUUGAUAUGGCUUCGACAUGGUUUUUACUCGUUUCUGAAUGGAUAUUGCUUCCGUCAUCUAUAACUGAGAUUUAUUAUGUUUCCAAAUGGUGCACUUUGUGGGAAUGCCUGUUAUGUGCAGUAACAUGUUGCAGAAUUCUAUGCAUGGAGUCUGUUAAAGCAUCAGAACACGUAACUGGUAUCCUGUUAUUAAGGGCUAUGUAGUAGUAUUUCAAACCACUCCAUCGUUUUUUGAUCAUCUUUAGAUCACACUGAGUCAGCGUUUUACCCGAGCUCAUUGUCAGCUUGAAUUGCAGACUCAGCGGUAAAAUAUCACAAACAGCGACAUAUUUAUUUUGGAGAUUUUAUUUUGGUUUGUUUUUGUAAAGGCAGGGUUUCCCAGCUGGCCACAUAACUGUGAUAAAAGACAGGGACAGUUCUAAAUGUUUUGCCAAAUGAUAUUUAAUAUUUAAUGCUACAUCAGAUUGAUCAUCAAAACACACAGCUGUAAUCUGCUUGUUGAGCUACACCCAGAUGGCAUCAUAGUGUCUUUAAGGUUCAGGUUGACUGUGUAAAGAUAAUGUUGACCUUUACUUAACAAUUACAGUAUGAAGUAAUGAAAACAGGCAGCCUAUGAUUAGCUCUCACUGCUGAGACAAUCUUAACACUGAUGGUUUUUUUUGGAGGGUUUUAAAGGUUGCGGUGGACCUUAGAAUGACAUAUUAUUGUCUAUAAAGGCUCAUGCUGAUGUCAUGCUACAUAGUUGGCUGUGAAAUUGUUACUAGUUCACUUUAUUUUUAAAUUUUUUGCGUCAUGGAAGCACUGCAUUUCACAGCUCAUUCUCUGACUCAGAGAUUGUUGUUUGGGUUGUGGUUGCCAUUUGCAUGGAAAUGGUGGACUUUUCAUAAUGCAUCUCGGGAAAUAAAAGAUGAAUCUUUGUGGAA